UGCUCAUCAGAAGGGUGCUUGCUUUUGAGCCACUGUUUUUUAUGAAGUGGCCAGUCAUCUGGCCUGGCCGUUUGUGAACAAGCCACAGGGGCCUGGGAUGUGCUAAAACCUUGAGACUGUGGGGGCGGCUUCUUAGGAAUCCAGUAUCUGGGCUCACAGGAAAGAGUACGUCAUAGUUUUACAUUUUCCCAUCAGCCUCAACAAGGACAAACAUUUCCGCUUCAGGGCACAGCUAGGGUGGGGCUUGGAUGACUUCCUUACUUCAGAGCUGUGUGCUGAGGGGGGAGGCCUUUGGCUCAGCGGGAAAGACCCAGGCCUAGCAUAGCCAUGAGUCAGUGGUGAAUCUAAAUCCAGUCUCUUGACCUUUGCUGACCCACUCAGGUGCCCUGGGACUUGUCCGCAGCUGGCCACACUUCCUUCAUGCCCCAGUAUCUAGAAUAUGAUGCCUCUCUCCCUAGGGAUGGUUGCUUCCCAGGGAUGCCAGAGGCUCUGUUGCUUCCGUCAGGACUCAACUCUCCCACUCUGGGAGGCAUGGGGCUGCCCCCUCCCAGGCAAACUAAGCCUGAGCUCUGAAAACCACACUUAGGGGUGAGAAUUUUCCUGAGGAGGUGAUGUCUCAGGCCUGGCUAUCCCGGUCUUAAAUUGAACCCGUAGGGAAGGGACUGGGAAGGCUGAGGUCUUGAGUUCUGAACCCCAUGUAGGCAGGAGCCGGCACUAGGACCCUCCAACUCUUCUUAGGGCUCUUCUGAAAUAUUUUUCUGGGCGGAUAGGGAGAUGGGCGGGGCCUCCUCAGGCUCAGCUCCAGUUUCCAUGGAAACUCACAGGCUUCCAACCCAGCCGCUGCCUGGGCAGGCUCCCAACCUGGGCCUCAUCUACCACCAGCUUCUCCGGGAUCAUAGGCCUUUCUAGCCUCAGCUUCUGUGGGCCCUCUCUGUAGUACCUGCAUCCCUUUCCUGAACCUCAGGCCUUCAUUAGGGGCCUGGGCCUCUUUUCUCCUUGACCUUCAGCUCCUCCACACACAGGCCUCCACAGCUCCUGCCCUCCCUCUCAGGCCUCUCCCCUCACUAGCUCUUGGCCUGGUUGGGCCUCCUAGGCCAUCCCACCCUUUGCUCUGCUGCUCAUCCCACAAAUGGAGAACCCAGGACUGACUGUGCGUGGGCAGGCUGCACCCUUUUCCUCAGCGCUCCGAAGCCUUGUCAACAACCCCCAGUACAGCGAUGUCUGCUUUGUGGUUGGCCAAGAACGGCAGGAGGUAUUUGCCCACCGGUGCCUGCUGGCCUGCAGAUGCAACUUCUUCCAGAGACUCCUGGGCACAGAGCCAGGCCCGGGGGUACCUAGUCCUGUGGUGCUAAGCACUGUGCCGGCUGAGGCCUUCUUAGCUGUGCUGGAGUUCCUAUAUACCAACAGUGUCAAGCUGCACCGCUACUCUGUGUUGGAGGUGCUGACAGCAGCUGUGGAAUAUGGGCUGGAGGAACUUCGAGAGUUAUGCCUGGAGUUCGUGGUGAAGGUGCUGGAUGUGGAGUUGGUCUGUGAGGCCCUGCAGGUUGCUGUGACCUUUGGCCUGGGGCCGCUGCAGGAGCGGUGCAUAGCCUUCAUAGAGGCUCACAGCCAGGUACAGCUCCCCAUCUUUAUACUUGCGGCCUGUCUCUCCCCCACGCCAUUCACUUCUGCCCUGAUCGAAACACCGAUCCCUAGGAGGCGCUCCGCACCCGUGGCUUCCUGGAGCUGUCGGCCACUGCGCUGCUGCCCGUGCUACGCAGUGACAAGCUCUGCGUGGAUGAGGCUGAGCUGGUCAAGGCUGCCCGAAGCUGGGCACGCGUGGGCGCCGUGGAGCAGAUUGUGGAGGCGUGGAAGUGCCACGCCCUACGGAGAGGAGAUGCGGUCCGAGGCGCACCGUGCCGUCGGCGAAGGGGAACCCUGCCCCGGGACCACCACCGUUUUCUGGACCUUCGUUUCAAAUGACCUACUUCCGGAACUUGGGAGGAAUUCGAUCACAACCCAAACUACAGCUCCCGAGGUGCUCUGCGCUCGAGGCGGGCUUCCGCCCCCAGCAAGCCCAGCCAGCCGGAUGUCGGAAGAGUAGUGCUCAGUCUGGAGCAAAGCUUAAAGCCUCCGCCUAGAAGUAGGGGCGGGGCAGUGGGCACAAGGUUAGGGCCGACGCCCCGAGACCGGAAGCGAGGGUGGCCUUUGUUCCAUGAGCUCACCCCGCAUCCUGCUGCCGGUCACUCCUCUGUGCCCCUCUAUUUGGAUACGCGGCUAUCUAUUUACCUCAUCGUCUUUAACAACAAAUCAGCUUCCUGGCUCCAGGCUCAGUGCGGAUUUGAGUUUCUCAUCUUUUCUCCCACUCUUCCGGCCCAGUCAAUAGUGCUUCUCAUUUCUGCGGGUCAGGAACUGGGAUCUCCUUCUUGCCUACCUCAUGCCUUCUGCCUUCUAAUAGCACUUUCGAGUUGGUUUAGUCUGCAGCCUCUCUAAUGACAUUUCCCCCGCCAGUGGUCCUCACUCCUUUCUCCCUCAGCGCACAGUGCAUCCCUGUGGUGGCUCCCCCGCUGCGACUGUCACUCCGUCCGAGUCCUUCAACGUUCUUAACUACUAAAGUUCCUAGAUAUUUAGCAGUUCUUAACUCUGGGUUUGGAGUUCCAGAAUUAACUUUUUUGGGGGGUGGGAGGUGAGGGAUGGAUAAUCUUUCACUGUGUAACCCCCAGCUGGCCUAGAACUAUGUAAGCCAGGCUAGCCUUGAAUUCACAGAGCUCCGACUGCCUCCCUGGUACAGAGAUU
Peromyscus leucopus (white-footed mouse) is the source of this 2775-nucleotide messenger RNA. RefSeq names its product BTB domain containing 19 (gene Btbd19). Gene Ontology annotation, molecular function: protein binding. The transcript is spliced from 6 exons. The record is from RefSeq and is a predicted model, not a curated record. Lineage: Eukaryota; Metazoa; Chordata; Mammalia; Rodentia; Cricetidae. Bases 1130 to 2083 code for a protein of 317 amino acids.